AGUCGUUUUCGUUUACAAUUCUUUAACCUCGGUCGGUGUGUGAAGCAGUUUUGUGCUUCGUCGCUGAUUUUUUCUACCCAGCUUGCAUUUCGCGUUCGCGUACACUCAACCGCAAGAGUGUAGGAUCGUCGUCGUGAAGUGCGAAGAGAGAAAGUAUAGGGCCGCAAGUGCAUUUCGCAGUGAAGCGUAGAUAAAUUGCUAAAAAUUUGACCCCUUUCGACAACGGAAGAGUGUAAAAACCGCAAAAUACCGCCCGGACGCGGUCGCUUCUAAGUACCACGCAGUGGCAGCGAUGGUGACGACUCUGUAGAGCAGGUGUGGAAUUGAAUUAGUUCUUGGCGACGGAAGUGGGGAGUGGGGCUGGGUGGAUCGGUUUUUACUACGCUGCGAGAGAAUAACUACUACGAGUGGACCCCACAGGAACGUAACCGCUACCGGAUUAGACUUCCGAAGCUGCAAAAUGAGUUUCUUCACCUCCUUUCAGGAGCUACUGGAUUUCGACCACUCGACAAACUUGAAUGGAUUUCACUUCUCCAACAGUCUAUUCGGGUUCGACUCUAAUUCAGUUCCCGCACUGGAAAACCUUCCGCCUCCACUAUCACUAGAUUUAACGGCGCCACCACUCACUAGUUCGAGAGCUUCUCUUAAAACUCCUUCGCCAAUUCCAGAACCUACACCGUUACUUGAAACUCCAAAACACUACCAGUUCGUACAACCACAACAGCCUCAUUCGCAACCACAACAACACUUUCAACCAACAACAAUACAACAACAACAUCAACAACAACAGCAGCAGCAGCAUCAGCUACAACAACACCAGCUAACUCCACAGCCACAGCAAACCUCGCCUGUUCCGAUAGUGUCCAAGUUUCAACUGAAGGUUACUCCGAAUAACGAAAUAUACAUUUCGAACGAAUCGGGUACCUUUUGUGAGCUGGCAGGUAGCUUCGUUCCGUCACAGAAACCGCAGUCGAGGUCCGUGCUGCGAAUCCCACAUCCCAUUGUCGAGACGAUCCCUGCAUCAAAUGGUCAGGUUGUUGAUCAGUUCCAAUCAGUGGCUCACCGUAGUUCACCGUUACCAGAACCGCAUGUAGCAAAAACGCUGUUCUGUAUCGAAAAAGGCAUUAAACGACCACUCUCUCCUUCCGAUUAUCGCUACAGCAAUUCAGGUAUCUUCCGAUCGUCCUCGGUCGGUGCAUCUCCACUAAAGAAAAAAUCUACCUCCACUAUCAACAGCAACGGACUUUGUAACGGUAACAGUUUGGUUGGAUCUGACGAUAAUCAAUCGGCUGCUAAGUUGGUUGUUUCCACUGUCAUUAACAAUGGGUUAAUCGUGAACAAGAAGCAUCUGUCCACCAACGAGGAACAAUCGGAAACGCCAGUUACUCCAGAGCGGCGAAUAAUGCGACCGAAAAAGCGCAAGAAAAAGACGGUCCAGAAAGUUGUGCUGGCUGCUAAAGUUGAACCAUUAAAUGGUGGCAUCGUAACACGAGUUGCGCCAGAGCCUAUCAAGCCGUUAGUCCCCACCAUUAGACGGUUCGCGGUGGAACCGAGCGCAGGGAUACGAGUUCCAAGUGCAACAGUCAGUAAUUUGAAAGGCAGUUCGCCUGCUACUAGUGGACAUUUGCAUUCGAGCAUCGCAAUCUCUAGCUCAGAAAGUACGCUGAAUUUUUCCGGUAUCAAGGAGAAAGCAGCCCAAGAAGCAAUUUUCGUUGAGCGAAAUGAGAAAAUACCACCGGUAAAAUCGGAGAUAGAACCAGUUCUAGAUCAAAGCAACUUGCGGGUUAUCGAUUCGACUGAAAUUGGACUCGUACCUGGAGAAUUAGCUUCCAGUCCGGCACCGGUGGAAUUAAAAGUCGUAGCGGAUUUGGUGAUGGACAAAAACGUAUUCGGACAUAUUUCACUAUUGAACAAUUCUGAAGAUCGUGGCAAAACAGUCAUAUAUCAAAAUCCAGUGACCAGUACUAACGUAAUCUACAGCAUUGUGAAUCCGAAAUCGUUGAACUUAAGCUUAGAAGGCGUGGGACGUGGUGCAUCGGCCACUCUUACCUUGCAACCACACCGGGGAAACCGUAAGCCAAAAAAGCGUGGCCGAAAGAAGAAGGUUAAUCCGGAAGCAGCACCAACCGUAGACUGUACAGUUAGUGGACAAAUUACAGCAGCCGUGAAUGUGGAUCUCCCAAAACCUCUCGAUCCGGACAUUCCGAUUUCGGUAACACGAUCCGGGCGUCUUAGCAAACCACCGCGUUACGCAAAUAAUUACUUCCAGAAUAUCAAGCAAAAAACAGAACAUUCCCCACCCCCGCCACCACCACUUCCACCACCGGUCAGCAGGUUAGAUCUGCCAACACCAGAUCCCGAGACGGUCGAAAAAUUGCCGAAUUUCUCCGCAGCCCUUAGCUCUACCGUAAGUCCUACUAUAGCAGUUUCUGCCUUGCCUCCAACACCUUUCUCGUCCACCGCGGAUGCUAAACGCAAAAUGAAAGUUCCACUGCAAUACCGCUGUUCGACAUGCAAUAAAGUGUUCCUGGGAAAGCGAAUGCAAACGCACCUACAGAAAAAUCCGAGCCACAAUUCGGAGAGGGACUGCGUUGGAACAGAGCGGAAGAAAACAGAAAAGGAAGAAAAAUCAACCUAUCUCUAUAAACAUUUGUUCGAUUUAUUGCAAAUGUUUACCGAAAAUGACAAGGGACGCGUCAUGCUGAAAGAGAUAAGCAAUUUUGUUGAUUUUGUGCGUGCGUUAAUUCCCAAGCUGAUAACCAACGAAGAACAAAACAGUACUGUGGAAUACAUCGAUCACAACGUGGCGGACGUAUUGCGUUUGAACCACGGUAAAUAUCGAUUGAAGCUAUCUUCCCUGGCGGAGGAAUACGAGAAACUAAACCACACGGUGAGCCUUCUGAACAAUAACAAUCCCACCAGCAACAACAUCAGCAACGGGUUACCGCCCCACAACGGAUCGGCUCUCCCAAUAACAAGCACUCCGAAUGGACACGUUGAUCGGCAAACGUUUGGUUUCAACGCCGAUGAACUACUGAACCAGUCCAGUUCAUUUCCCAGUUUAACAACUCUGGUCACUGAGCAUAACCUGUUGUUGCACUCGAACAACAAUAACAAUAACAACACUCUAAAUCAUCAUCAGCACAACAAUCACCACCUGCCACAGCAGAACGGCCACCAUGGUGGUGUUCUCUACAACCAUCAUCAUCAUCUACCGCUAAUUAAUUCUAGCUGCCACGACGAUGCAAUGAAUAGUUUGUCCGGGUUGUGCAAGUCACCGGUGCAGCAUUCCACUUCAGGAAUGGUCAAUAUGGCGCUGAACCUCUACUGAGGUGCGCAUGCAAGUGUAAAGAAAAAAAACGGUGAAAACCACCUUUAAAUACAGCAAAAGUACGAUAAUACAAAAUUAUGUUCUAACAACACAAAAUAAGCAAAGUACUACAAAGUAACAAAGUGGUUUUAAAUUGAAUCUAAUCAGAAUACAAAGAAGGAUAAUAAAUUAAUUGGAUAGUAGCAAACGGUACAGUGCUUUCAUUAUGUU
Molecule: messenger RNA, 3541 nt
Organism: Wyeomyia smithii (pitcher-plant mosquito)
Lineage: Eukaryota; Metazoa; Arthropoda; Insecta; Diptera; Culicidae
Exons: 3
Coding region: 461-3331 (956 amino acids)
Source: RefSeq, a predicted model, not a curated record